Messenger RNA from Alternaria hordeiaustralica, 1101 nucleotides. RefSeq lists its product as uncharacterized. Bases 1 to 1101 code for a protein of 366 amino acids. Lineage: Eukaryota; Fungi; Ascomycota; Dothideomycetes; Pleosporales; Pleosporaceae. Gene Ontology annotation, molecular function: protein binding. The record is from RefSeq and is a predicted model, not a curated record. The transcript has 6 exons.
AUGGCGCUCAAAGACUUGUUGAAGAAGAAGGACAAGAUUAGGGAUGAGGGCGCGACUCCCACGUCACCCACGGGCCCUACGCUGUCUCCCGACGUCCCAGAGUUCCAAUUCUUCCGCACUACGACUUCGACGCAAGAGACCAUCGAGCCGCCCAGCUUCCCCGGCGAUCCCACGCGCGAGUCUCCUCUACUGUCGCCGACAUCGCGCGGCAAGUUUGGCCGGUUCAGAAGUCGCAGUAGCGCUUCCUCUCAGGGAUCGCAAGCAGCUGGUGGGGAGCAGAAGCAUGACAAACUGGCGGAGCGGUUGCACUUUGGACGGAGCAGGUCGAGCAGCUCAAUAAACGUGCCGGACAAUCUGCCAGAAGUCGGAGGAGACGGCGUCGCACGAACAGAGGAGGAAGAGGCCAGGUGGGAGACGAGGGCUACGGUGCUGGUCACAAUGGGUGGGCAACACGGAUCUAGUCAGCCCAAUACACCAAGCCACGAGUCUGUAAAUCCAAUGUCACAUGGACGACCGACGAGCGCAAGGAGUCGUAGUGGGACUGUCGGCGCGCCUGCGGACGAGGAGACGAUCCAAGAGGCCAUCCGUCUGCAUGAGAGUAGUAAUCUUGAGGCCUCAACAGCGCUCUUUGGCAGACUUGCAGAACCAACGGGUGCGAACAAUGCUCUAGCGCAGGUUCUCUACGGUCUCGCAUUACGCCAUGGCUGGGGAUGUGAGCCUGACCAGGAACAAGCUGUCCAAUACCUGUCCAUGGCAGCGGCGAACAGCGCUGAAGUCGAGAAACUCGCACUCGGAGCUGGCAUGAAGAAAGGCGGUGCAGCCAAAGGGGAGCUCGUGCUGGCCAUGUACGAACUCGCCAACUGCUUCCGCAAUGGCUGGGGUAUCAAGAAAGAUCCCGCAGCCGCAAAGCAAUACUACGAGACCGCCGCGAAUCUAGGUGACACAGAUGCGAUGAACGAGGUAGCCUGGUGCUAUACCGAGGGCUUUGGAACGAAGAAGGAUAAGUUCAAAGCGGCUCAGUUUCUGCGCCUCGCGGAAUCCAAAGGGAACAAGACGUUAGGCAACACAUGGAUCUGGAAGGACAAAUACAACCCCAAAUAA